Messenger RNA from Anolis sagrei ordinatus, 3037 nucleotides. The record is from RefSeq and is a predicted model, not a curated record. NCBI's taxonomy places the organism in Eukaryota, Metazoa, Chordata, Lepidosauria, Squamata, Anolidae.
AUGGCCUUCAGGAUGCAGCUGGCUCUGGGGUGGAUUGCGGCUGCCUUCCUCCUCCUUCCGGCUUCCAGCUCAGUGAGCCCGAGUGUCCUGAACAUUGACUACUGUGUCACUUUCUGGGCAAAAAACAUUACCUGCUACUGGGAUCUACUGCCCGAGACACAUCCUCCAACAACGUACGUGCUCCAUGUGACAGAGGAAUCUGGACGUUGCCGGCGUGACUUCGGGGGCCCCAUGCAAUGUGUUGUCGGGCCGGGAGAGCGUUCCUGCAGCAUCCCCAUUGAAAAUCUCUUCGCUUUCUACAAAAUCCGACUCGUAGGGAAGAACCAAGAUGGCCAGCUGAGCUCUUCGGAGACGUGCAUCCAUGGGAUGAGCGUUGUCAAACUCAGUCCACCAGUGAUUGAUGCUAUCACUGCGAACCACAGCCAUUGCUUCCAGGUGUCAUGGCACUUGCCAGGGGACGAGAUCCUCUCCGCAUCGGAAGCCCAAUACGAGAUCCAAUACCAGGACAUGGCAGAGAGCUCCUGGAUGCAGGUGAACUUCACAGUUGCAGAGGACGCCAUUGCCUUUGCCAACGUCUGCAGCCUUUUCCCUUUCACCAACUACUCAGUCCAGGUGCGAGCAAAGUAUCUAUGUAUGUCUUCUCUAUUGAACCAAUGGGGUCCUUAUUGGAGUGACUGGAGCGCCGUGAGAUUUGUGCAAACGCGGCCCGCGGUUCCUUCCAACGGGCCAGCGCUUUGGAGGAAACUAGGGACCCCUGAAGCUGACGGGAAGAGAGCGGUUGUUCUGAUGUGGAAGGUAAGCAGGAAAAGUGAUAGAGAACUGUGCAGGGAAACGCUAUCAAAACCCUCCCAGCAGAUGGCCAUCCAGUGCACAUCCUUUGCCACACAGGAACACACAAUCAAACCCUUGGAACCAAAGCAAGCCAAUGGCGAGAUCCAGGCCUACUGCCUCUACUCCCAGAGGGACGGGGAGCCUGCCGUCCUGCAAUGCUACACUCGGGACUUGCAGUGCGCCCUCUCGCUCCCAGCCCGGAUAGGGCACACCUUCCUCCUCAGGGCCAGCAACACUGCAGGGGUCUCCCCACCAAGUAAACUGGUGGUCCCACCGUCGGGAGGAAGAGAAGAUGCUCUCUCCCCGAUCCCAGUCCUUGCCUCGCCAGCAGGGGGAAAUGGCUUGCUUUUGCAAUGGUCCCUUCCCAGCUUUCCGGAAAUGGCCUACGUCUUGGAGUGGGGCCCGUUGCCCGAGGAGAAGCGGGACCCCAAGGCUUUCUGGUGCCGUCAGCCUGGGAACGUCAACCAGGCGGUCAUUAAGGAGGCCAUCGAACCUGGACGGCUCUAUAGCCUCAGGAUCUUUGCGCUCCUUGACGGCAGCAUUUGGGCCUCAGGAUCGACCACCAGUUACUCCAAACAGAUAGCGCCACUCCGGGCGCCAGUUUUAUAUCCCACCCAAGUCUGGAAAACCCGGAUGAAGCUGCAGUGGGAGAAGCUGCCCUUGAAGGAGCGGGGCGGCGUGAUCCGGAACUACUCCAUUGGGUACAAGGAAGACGGAAAGGAGGAGCGGACGGUUGUGGUCAUAGGUUCAGUGCAGAGCUGCAUCAUUGAAGACCUGAGGCCCGGUUCCGUGGUCAGGAUUUACAUCACAGCUUCCACUGAAGGAGGCAGCACCCGGGGACCCGCCUUGGCCGUCCUGAUGAGGAGUAGCGAUUAUGGGGAAACGGAGACGUUCCUCUCUGUUAUUUGUGUGGGGUUCCUCCUCACCCUUCUCCUUAUCGCUGGCUCUUUGAUCUGCGUCUGGAAGCAUCGGAAGAUUCAGAAGUACCUCUGGCCACAGAUCCCGGACCCAUCAAAAAGCGGCCUCGCCACAUGGAUGCCACCCAAACUGUGUCUGGUUAGUAAGGAUCUGCCUCCUCAUUGCCCAGAAAAGUGGAACCAAGGCUAUCUCGGCUUGACUGUCGCCGACGUCUUGAAAGCAGCUCCUCCGUCCCAGCAAGGCGGAUCCAGCUUUGGAAGGCUCCUCAGCACCCGGUGGCUCGUUCAGGUCCAGAAGGCCGGCGAAGAGGAUCUCCCCAAGGCGGACUACUCCAAGGUCGUGGUCCAAGACGUCAGCCCCUGCCCUUCCUGCUCCCUCUCGAAUCAGCCAACAGACCAAUCUCCGCAAGUGUGCCGCCCUGGAGCCCUCUUUGGACAAGGUGUCUGGCUCCAGAAUCUGACCUACGAGGCCGGCAUGCACCGUGCGGCCCUCGGGUCCGCAGGUAAAUUCCCGCUGCUGGCGAAUCUGAUGGAGAAGAGCCUCUGCCCGGUGGAAAUGCCACACAAAGAUAUCUCGCAAAGCUCCUAGCCCACCCAUUGGUCUUGGCCAUCGAGCCGCUCUCCGCUCUUGUAUUAGCUAAUACUUUUAUCCCUCUCCGCAAACCAUCACUUCUCUAUAAAAGUCAAUGUAUGCAUGUGUGUGUAUGUGCCGCAAAAGGUUAUUUUGCUAAGUGUAGUGGCCCUCUGUGAUGUCACUGGACAGGCUGUCGCUAGGUGGAGUGGGCUACUGUGAGAUCAGUGGGAAAGGGGAAGAGUCACAAGGGAGCUGCAUUGCCACAGACACAUUGUGAGGCAGGCCCUCUCCAAGCCAGAGAAGGUAGAAAGUAAACAGACAUAAUAGUGGGUACUUUCUCCCAAUGAUAUUGUUGCCAUGGAGACAUUGUGAGAAAGGCCCUCUUGGACCUGGAGAAGGGAGAAAGUAGGCAGGCAGCAGUCCCAACCAAUAGUCUUGCCAUAGAGACAUUGUGAGAAAGGCCCUCUUGGAACUGGAGAAGGGAGAAAGUAGGCAGGCAGCAGUCUCAAUAGUCUUGCCAUGGAGACAUUAUGAGAAAGGCCCUCUCUGAGCUGGAGAAGGGAGAAAGUAGGUAGGCAGUGGCCAACUUAAAAACAUUCUUAAAAGAUGGGUUGUGUUUUUAUGGCUUGUGGUUUUAACAAUCUUGUUAUCUUGCCUCUUGUGGGAAAACGAUGCAGCUCAAGCAAAACAGCAAACCGUUUGUGUGUGUGUUUUU